Molecule: messenger RNA, 1270 nt
Organism: Chinchilla lanigera (long-tailed chinchilla)
Lineage: Eukaryota; Metazoa; Chordata; Mammalia; Rodentia; Chinchillidae
Gene: Ms4a5
Product: membrane-spanning 4-domains, subfamily A, member 5
Exons: 5
Coding region: 109-693 (194 amino acids)
Biological process (GO): cell surface receptor signaling pathway
Cellular component (GO): plasma membrane
Source: RefSeq, a predicted model, not a curated record
GUAACAAUGGCCAUGCUCCGGACAGCCUUAGCAUCAGACAAGAACAUGGUCUAGACUGAGCACCAACCGCAUCACCUCCUUUCAGCAAAACACCAACUCUCUACCAGCAUGGGUUCCAACACCACACAAAGCCCCGUAUUUCUAGUACUUCCUCCAGAAGUCACUGAUCUCAAAUAUCAGCCCACAGAACUCAGGGGCAGAAUCUAUGAGCACCAGGACUCCAUACAGAAAUUAUUUACUGCAAGACUCAGUAUCUUAGGGGCGACCCAGAUCGUCCUUGGAAUUUUGAAUUUUUCCUUUGGAAUUGUUUUUCUCUUCACCUUGGUAAAGCCAUACCCAAGGUUUCCCUUUAUACUCAUUACAGGAUACCCGUUCUGGGGCUCUGCUUUGUACAUUGCUUCUGGAGCCUUCCUAAUUGCAUUACAAAGAAAAACCACAGGAACGAUGGUAAGAGCAAGCUGCUUAAUGAGUUUGCUUAGUAUGCUGGGAGCCGUGGUUGGAAUCAUCCUCCUUGUGAUUGGUUUCUUUCUCGACAAAAGCUACAUUUGUGGCUAUGUGAAAAACCUUGCUCCGUGCAGUGAAGUUACCUUCAUAUUCAUGGCAAUCCUGGCUAUGCUGCUGGUCUUCACAAUGGCUGAGUUGUUCAUUUCUCUGUCUUUCUCCACUGUGGAGUGUUACUUAGUUGGUUGUUAGGAAUGGUGCUGAAACAGCAUGAUGGAAAUAAAGAUGUGGUGUGAUGUCACCUCCAGCGGAAUUCUGUGUGGGAGGCAAACCCACAAGGAACAGAGACUCUCAAGGCUGGCAAGUUCUUGAAGCAAAGCAGAGUGACUCAAAGGGGGCAGGGACCUGGGGACUAUGGGCUGAUGCGACAUAUCUGCCUCCUGGCAAUGCCACCUUCAUCCCUCCCCAAAGAGAACGAUCACCUGGGUCAUCGCCUCUAUUGGCCAUGCAGCCUUUAAACUAAAGGACAGGAAUGUGAGGUUGCCUGUGUACAUACGAAGACAUGGGCCCAGGACCUAGGGCCAAGAGGGAGAAGACAUCAAGGGGCCCUUACUCCUGACAAGCUCCUAUUGAUCUCUCUAAGAGACUCCUCACAAUGGCUCCUUCUCCACCGGGUGGACACAGGCUGGGUGGGAGAAUGGUUUGGACCAGGGGCUGAGGGUGUGGCUCAGAGGUACAGUACUUGUCUAGCAUGCUCGAGACCCAGGUUCAGUCCCCAUCAACAACACACACGUACACACACAUACAUGCACAUGCACAUGCACAUGCA